AUGAGCCGCCUCCUUUAUCUCACCUUGAUUCAAUCGGAACGAACCAGUGCUGAAUCGGAUAUUUCUGAGUUCGGGAUUCGAGUUUUCGAUCAGAUUGAAAAACCCAAUACUUUUUCUUGGAAUACAAUGAUUAGAUUCUUCUCCGCUCGCGACCCCAUUACUGCAUCGGAUUACUACAUCAAAAUGCUCAGCCGAGAAAUGGUUCCCGAUAAAUACACGUUUCCAUUCUUGCUCCAAGCCUGCGGAACCAUUUCCGAUCUGGUUUCGGUGAAACAAGUGCACUGCCACGUACUCAAACUACAUUUCGCUGAUAAUUUGUUCGUGGAGAACUCUCUUCUCACUGUGUACUUAGCCUGCAAUUCUGCAGCGGAUGCAUGGCAGGUGUUCGACGAAAUGUCCGACAGAGAUGUGGUGUCUUGGACAAGUUUAAUAUCGGGACUCGUCUCGCAAUCUUACUACACCGAAGCAAUUCACGUCUUGAAAAAGAUGAUGGCUGAUGAAUAUGAUUCUCGAGUGAAGCCUAAUGUUGUUACAAUCAUCUCCGCAACGUCGGCUUGUGGUGGUUUAGGCUCAAUGGACCCCACAAAAUGCAUGCACGCUUUCCUAGAGAAAAGUGGAUGGAUCGAACUCGAUAUUUCCAUCACCAAUUCACUAAUAGACGCCUACGCAAAAUCUGGAGAUUUAACCUACGCUAGAAAACUUUUCGAUGAUAUUCAAGAUUCUACUAAUAAGAGGGACUUGUAUUCUUGGACAUCGAUUAUCUCGGCAUACGCUAUGCACGGAAAAGGACAAGCAGCUCUAAACAUGUUAUCUCAAAUGGAGCAAAUUUACGAAGUUGCCCCCGAUGCAGUAACCUUCGUAGCUGCUCUUUCAGCGUGCGCUCACUCCGGAUUGGUCGAGGAAGGGUUAUCCAUAUUCGAGUCGAUGACCAAAAAUUACGGAAUUGCCCCCGAUCUCCGCCACUACGGAUGCAUUGUCGACUUAUUGGGAAGAGCUGGGAUGGUCGAGCGAGCUUAUAAUAUCGUAGAAAAUAUGCCGAUGGAGCCUAAUUUGGCUGUUUUAGGAUCUUUAUUGAGUGGUUGUAGGCUUCAUAAUGAGUUGGAUUUUGGUGAAUGUGUUUUGAGAAAGAUUGAGUUUUUGAAUGAGAGAGGUGGGGCUUCGGUUCUUUUGUCGAAUAUUUAUGCGAACGAGAAUCGGUGGAGUGAAGUUGUUCGUGUUAGGAAAGAAAUGAGAGGUUCGAUGAAGGGGAAGCCACCUGGCAGAAGCUGGAUACAGGUUAAAGAUAGAAUACACGAGUUUGUAGCUCGAAACGGAGGAAAUAAUACGCAGGGUUUGGAGCUACACAUGGUUCUUGAAGGGUUGGAAAAGAUUUCUAGAUUGUAG
Molecule: messenger RNA, 1383 nt
Organism: Erythranthe guttata (spotted monkey flower)
Lineage: Eukaryota; Viridiplantae; Streptophyta; Magnoliopsida; Lamiales; Phrymaceae
Product: pentatricopeptide repeat-containing protein At4g21065
Biological process (GO): RNA modification
Molecular function (GO): protein binding; RNA binding
Source: RefSeq, a predicted model, not a curated record